UUUCAUCGCGGAUGCGGAAGUCAGCGAGAGCGGUGCUGUCUGAGUGAACCAAGCCGAGAACUGGGGGAAAUUAACCUUCUAGGAUUAAACAUAACAAAAAAAAAUUAUAAAGCUCAUCGUGUUUGGAGAAGCCACAGGAUUCAGCGAGCCAUCAUGCCGAACAUGGAACAGCAUUUGUUUAACCUAAAGUUUGCAGCCAAAGAGUUGCAGCGAAGCUCCAAAAAAUGCGACAAAGAAGAGAAGGCGGAGAAGGCCAAAGUGAAAAAGGCGAUUCAGAAAGGUAACAUGGAGGUGGCGCGCAUCCACGCCGAGAACGCCAUCAGACAGAAGAACCAAUCCGUGAACUUCCUGAGAAUGAGUGCCAGGGUGGACGCUGUGGCGGCGAGAGUGCAGACUGCCGUCACCAUGAACAAGGUCACUAAAUCCAUGGCAGGAGUGGUGAAGGGGAUGGACGCGACCCUGAAAAGCAUGAACCUGGAGAAGAUUUCAGGCUUGAUGGACAAAUUCGAGCGGCAGUUUGAGACUCUGGACGUUCAGACGCAACAAAUGGAGGACACCAUGAGCAGCACAACAACACUUACAACUCCACAGAACCAGGUGGACGGCUUGAUGCAGGAGAUGGCAGAUGAAGCUGGGUUGGAUCUCAACAUGGAGCUUCCACAGGGACAGACAGGAACACUGGCAUCUAGUGUGGCAUCUACAGAACAGGAUGAACUUUCUCAGAGGCUGGCUAAACUCAGAGAUCAGGUCUAAGUGGCUUGGGGUGUGUGUGUGUCUGUGUGUGUGUGUGUGUUUGUGAGAGAGAGAGAGAGAGAGAGAGAGGAAAAUGUCUAUAAGGAUGGGCAAGGACAGAGAAGUGUGUGUGUGUGUGUGUGUGUGUGUGUGUGUGAGAUCACCCUCAUCGUCGUCAUGCUCCGUGUCCGUGGCUCUCUGAUGUCCGGUGGAGGAUCUGCUGCUCUGAUCACGUCCCGUACGGACCUCCACACUCCCUCCCCAGAUGUAGGUCCCUCGCCGCCCCAGGGGCAGGAGUGUGUAGUAUGAUGUGUCUUAAUAUAGAGCUUCAUUACGCACGAUACACACCUCCUCCUCUCAGCUUCCUCAUACUCGGAACGCUCGCCAGAAACCAUGGAGGAAGUCGUCCCACCGCCGCCGCCACCGUAUCACCUGACGCAGGCUGCUCAGAGAUCUCGGCGCUAAAACCUGUUAGCUCCCGCGCCUGACGGCUCACUCGCUCGCUCUCACCGGACACAGAGGCCACCGAUUAAAACCCCCUAAUAUCCGAACACUAUGAUUUAAAACCCUGUAUGUAGAGUCCAUCUGAUCUAGUGUGUGAAUUCAGGAACACUUUACCGGUCUUGACUUAUAACACUGGGUUUAUAUUUAUAUAGAACUUUGAUCUUAAUUCUGAGAGACAAGAUAUUACAAUAUUAAAGAGUUUUUGAAGAGUUCUGUUAAUUCUUAACAUCGCUACUGAAGCGUACGUGUGUGUUAUAAACAAUAUAUGAAGUUUUAUACAGUGUCAUAACUCAAGACCAUAACUAAAGUUAUGCUGAAUCUCGUUUUUUGUUUGUUUUAUUUCACACUGACCGAAAUCACCAUGUCAGUUAUACCCGAGAAUAAUCAGGAUUCCCUGCCAGAUAAAAUUAAAGACCAUAAAAGAGGCGUCUAUUUAUUUUCAUUUCUUCAUUUUAUUCGUUAGCCACAUGAUAUAUGUCGUCUUCUUUUUUUUCCCCCUCUUUAUUGUGGGUUAUUGGGGAAAUUCUGUCUACGGAUUAAGAACUGAAAUAAAUAUUUUAUAACAGUUA
Clarias gariepinus (North African catfish) is the source of this 1805-nucleotide messenger RNA. It is a transcript of the gene chmp1b, whose product is annotated as charged multivesicular body protein 1B. Lineage: Eukaryota; Metazoa; Chordata; Actinopteri; Siluriformes; Clariidae. Gene Ontology annotation, cellular component: ESCRT III complex; multivesicular body. Bases 154 to 753 code for a protein of 199 amino acids. The record is from RefSeq and is a predicted model, not a curated record. Gene Ontology annotation, biological process: endosome transport via multivesicular body sorting pathway; late endosome to vacuole transport; protein transport. The transcript is spliced from 8 exons.